CCCAACCCCAUCCAGCGUCGGUAGCAGCGGCUGUGUAAUUUGUGCAGGCAAGUUCUUUCACUCUUUCACUUUCUCAAUUCUGUUCCUCAGAAGCUCUUUCAAGCUCAACUUUUGUUUCGCUUGGGUAGCAAGAUCUUGAAAGAAGAGUUGUCUUCCUUCCGGCUUUGAACCUGAAGGAGGAGUGGCAAGAGUUUAGUUAGGCAGCAGUACUUCCUUUUCGAGUUUCAAACCGCCUUUUUGAGAGAGAGAGAGAGAGAGAGAGAGAGAGUUGGUCAUAGAACGAGCUCUGCUAAGCGACUAGCUGGCUUGUUUCCUAAGUUCGUAGCUCAAGUUUACCUUAGCAGCAGCAAACCUUACUUAACUAGCGCUACCUUUGGAAAGCAAGUUAGCUACAGCUGAGCUGCCUUACUCUUAACAAAACAAGUAAGCAAGUAAACUACCUUUCCUAAGCCUAAGUUUACCCGGCCGAAGCAACUACUACAACAACAGUUACCUACCCGGCUACAGGCUAAGCUCACCUCUAACACUUCCCUGAAGCACAUUAGUAGAGAUCUACACAGUUGCGGAACCUACUGCCAUACUCAGCCGUCUCUCGUCUCUGCAUAUAUCCAGCCACAAGCAUUUCAAGUUCCAUUUCUCUCUAUAUCUCUCUGUGCAAAGUGCAAGACAAUUGCAAGAUGUUUCUCGCCGGAUGCUUUUUGUUGCUUCUUAGCUUUCUUCUUAGCUUUGUAUUGUCUUCCAUAUAUACUAGCAAGGCACGAAACCUACCACCUUCCCCCUUUGAACUCCCCAUCAUAGGAAACCUACAUCAGUUAGGUUCUUUGCCUCACCGUAAACUCCAGUUAAUGGCUAAAACCCAAGGACCGCUAAGUAUAGAUGGAGAAGCGGAUUGUACUCCGAGAUUUAAAUGGAUGUUCCAGGAAAUAGGAAAUUUGCUAGGAACAUUUAAUAGAACAGACUUCAUACCUUGGCUUGGGUGGGUGAAUUUUGUAAAUGGGUUGGAGAAGAGGAUGGAGAAAAUUUUUGUAGAGAUAGAUGUUUUUCUUGAUACUGUGAUUCAACAACACAGAAUUGGAAAUAAGAAAAAAGACUAUCACAAUAAUGAUGCAGACAUUGACUUAGUAGACAUCCUCCUUCAGAUUGAAAAAGACAGGAGCUUUGGAAUUUCUCUUUGGAACGAUAACAUCAAAGCAAUUCUAUUGGAUAUGUUUGGCGCCGGAACUGAUCCCACAAGUAUACUUCUCGAGUGGACGAUGGCAAAAAUUUUAAAGCAUCCAGAAGUAAUGAAAGAAGUUCAAGAGGAAAUAUGGGGGGUCACAAGAGGCAAAGAGAAUAUUGCAUAUGUUGAUAGAAAACAAAUGCAUUAUUUGAAUGCAGGGAUUAAGGAAACACUAAGACUGCAUCCUCCACUCCCCUUAUUGAUUCCACAUAAAUUGACAAUCUGUUAAAUAUAAAUUUCAGAUUCAAUCAUAUAUCUUUCGAUGUAUUUUCAUAUUCCCUUGUAUUCUCAGCCAUUGAUUUCUUAGAGAAGUUUCAAUUCUUCACUGGA
Molecule: messenger RNA, 1549 nt
Organism: Macadamia integrifolia
Lineage: Eukaryota; Viridiplantae; Streptophyta; Magnoliopsida; Proteales; Proteaceae
Product: cytochrome P450 71A4-like
Exons: 4
Coding region: 678-1448 (256 amino acids)
Molecular function (GO): iron ion binding; heme binding; monooxygenase activity
Source: RefSeq, a predicted model, not a curated record